UCAUCUAUCUUCAAUCCUAAAGACACCUUUUAAAUAGCAAUGACAAUCAAAGAUCAAAGCUCAUCAAAGAAAACACAAAGAACAAUUACCACAAAACAAAAGAAGAAAGAUAAACGAAAAGAGCUUGUCAAGGACACAAUUAUGGCAUUGAAGAAGAGUCUCUCAGCUUCUCUUCUUUCAUCAUUUCUGAUCAUAUGUCUUACUGCAUUGCUCUCUGUUCCGGUUUCUGUCGGAGCUCGCCGGUUAUUAGAGGAUCCUAAGCUGGAGAUACCAAAGUUACCCGAAUUCCUGAAGCCUGAGUUGCCUAAGUUACCAGAGAUUCCCAAGCCUGAGAUGCCUAAGCUACCGGAGACUGAAAAGCUUGAGGCUCCCAAGUUGCCAGAGAUUCCAAAGCUCGAGGUGCCUAAGAUGCCGGAGAUUCCAAAGCCUGAAUUGCCUAAAUUUCCAGAGAUUACAAAACCCGAAAUGCCAAAGAUGCCGGAGAUUUAUAUGCCUGAGUUACCGAAGAUGCCUGAAUUUCCCAAGUUUGAUGCUCCGAAGUUGCCGGAACUGCCAAAAGCUGAAGAAGCCAAAGAGCCGGCGUUUCCUGGAUCUCAUUAAGCCCAUUAAUUAUUUAUAUCAGAAGAAGGCCCAUCUACUUUGGAGCUCAGUCCAGUUUCUAAAACUGUUUUUAUCACAUACCAUUCACAUCGUAUUGUUUUGUCUACAAAUUACGGAGAUUGCUCCUGGUUACCUUUAGACCACUCGCACUUGUAUUCUAUUCUCUAGUUGUAAUGCUUGAUACCAUCUCAUUUUAUAUGUUAUCAUCUUGAUAUACAUUUUCUUUGUGUG
Messenger RNA from Capsella rubella, 831 nucleotides. Its product is annotated as protein PELPK1. The coding region runs from base 40 to 600 and encodes 186 amino acids. The record is from RefSeq and is a predicted model, not a curated record. The transcript has a single exon. NCBI's taxonomy places the organism in Eukaryota, Viridiplantae, Streptophyta, Magnoliopsida, Brassicales, Brassicaceae.